Messenger RNA from Camarhynchus parvulus, 1118 nucleotides. RefSeq names its product cohesin subunit SA-3-like. Gene Ontology annotation, molecular function: chromatin binding. Gene Ontology annotation, biological process: sister chromatid cohesion. The coding region runs from base 3 to 1118 and encodes 371 amino acids. The record is from RefSeq and is a predicted model, not a curated record. Gene Ontology annotation, cellular component: chromatin; cohesin complex; nucleus. The transcript has 10 exons. NCBI's taxonomy places the organism in Eukaryota, Metazoa, Chordata, Aves, Passeriformes, Thraupidae.
CCAUGGCUCCCCGCCGCUCCCCCCGGCUCCGUGCCUCGGGCUCCUCCUCAGGCUCCUCGUCCGGCCGCGCUCCGGGAUCGGCCCCGCGGGUCAGCGGCUCCCCCGGCUCCCCCCGCAGCCCAGAAUUCCCGGACGGUUCCGACUCCGGCAGCGACUUCGAGGCCUCUCUGCGGCCCCGGAGCAAGCGGGGCCCGCCCCGAGGAGCCGCCAGGAGCCUCGCCCCGAAGCGCUCCCGUGUCUCCCGCGGGGAUGGGCGGGACCCGGAGCGAAAUUCCCCGGAGCAGAAUUCCCUGUUCGAGGCCGUUUUUUCGGGAAAGGUGGCCACGGAGACCCUGGUGGACGAGUGGCUGGAGUGGUACCGGCGGGACCGGGAGGCCGCGUUCCUCGAGCUGCUCAAUUUCAUCGUGCGCUCCUGCGGCUGCCGGGGCGUGGUGAGCCCGGAGAUGUUCCGGGAGCUGCAGAACUCCGAGAUCAUCCGGAGGCUCACCGAGACCUUCCAGGAGGACUCCCCAGAGUACCCGUUCUCUCAGAGCUCCCAUCCGUGGCGCCGGUUCCGCGCUGGUUUCUGUGAGCUCCUGGCGGCGCUGGUGUCGCGCGGGCAGCACCGCGAGCUGCAGGACGGUUUCCUCAUGGACUCGCUGCUGUCGUUCCUCACGGGCCUGGCCGACUCGCAGGUGCGCCCGUUCCGCCACACCGGCACCCUGGCAGCGCUGAAGCUGAUGAGCUCGCUGGUGGAGGUGGCGCUGGCCGUGGGGCAGCAGCAGGAGAAUUGUCAGCGCCAGUUUGGGGCAGAAAAGGGCAAAGAGCCCGGCCGGAGGGGCAGCGAGCGCCUGGAGGCCCUGAGGGACAGGCAGCUGCAGCUGAGGGAGCAGCAGGAGGAGCUGGAGCUGCUGAUGAACGGGAUCUUCAAGGGCGUCUUCGUGCAUCGGUACCGGGACGUGGUGCCCGAGAUCCGCGCGCUCUGCAUGGAGGAGCUGGGGCUGUGGGUCCGGAGGUUCCCCGGCUCCUUCCUGACCGACAGCCACCUCAAGUACCUGGGCUGGACCCUGCACGACAAGGAAUUCUGGGGCAAACGGGGAAUAUUUGGGAAAAGAUGGGGGCAGAUGGGUUGGGAAUGA